Molecule: messenger RNA, 897 nt
Organism: Thlaspi arvense
Lineage: Eukaryota; Viridiplantae; Streptophyta; Magnoliopsida; Brassicales; Brassicaceae
Source: the annotation of a GenBank genome assembly
AUGAUUUUACCAAAGCAGUAUCGUUGCACACACUCCCCGAGCUGCCAGUGCACGAGAGGCCAUCUUAGCGAAGACGCGUUGUUAUUAGUGUUCCAGCAUUUGAAUUGGAAUCCGAAAUUGGUCGCAACGCUUUCCUGUGUAUGCAAAUGGUUCGAUGAUUUCGCCAAACGGGUGCUGUGGAAAGAGUUCUGCAAGACUCGUGCCCCAAGGAUGAUGCUUGAUCUGCAGUCUAGUGGUAGUCACUGCAUCGACGGUAACUGGCGAGCCCUUGGGAAGCUUCUCAUCUACUGCUCAGGGUGUACACAAGGCGGCCUUUUCAACAGCUCCGUUCAAAUCCCUGGCCACUUUGUUUACAGAACCAGGUUCUCGAGAACAUUGGGAAGAAGCCUCCUUCCUCCUCAAUGUAGAACCGACGUGCUCUACGUUUGUGAUCCGUGUGAGCAUCUUGACCAAGGAGAAGAAGGCGAUGUGGGUUUGUUCCGCGGGAUUUUCAAGUCGUUCCCGACAUCUAAAGUCAGGAAAGUUAUCAUUAACAAGGCGGUUCCGUUUCAUCCAUCCGAGGUUUGCCCGUAUUGUAAAGCUAGGCUAUGGAGCAUGCUACAAGCUAAGAUAAUACCUCAGAGUGCCUGCAUUCGCUUGGAGGCUUAUGAAGACUGCAUUGAGUAUUUCGUUUGCCUUAACGGACAUUUGAUCGGUAUCUGCACUCUCGCGCCUUUGUCUGAUUCAGAGGAUGCAAAUCCAAGCGAAGAUAGCAACCACAUAGAGAAGAAACAAGACAAUGGCUUUGCCAAAGAAAACAUAUUGAAAAGGAGAAAUUCUUUGUUGGGUGGAAGUGAAAAUGGACCUCCGCCUCAAAAACGACUGACCAAUUCGAGUCACUGUGACAUUGAUGUGUGA